This is a messenger RNA of Amaranthus tricolor (Joseph's coat), 1386 nucleotides long. RefSeq names its product probable sesquiterpene synthase. Bases 1 to 1386 code for a protein of 461 amino acids. Gene Ontology annotation, molecular function: terpene synthase activity; magnesium ion binding. The record is from RefSeq and is a predicted model, not a curated record. Gene Ontology annotation, biological process: diterpenoid biosynthetic process. NCBI's taxonomy places the organism in Eukaryota, Viridiplantae, Streptophyta, Magnoliopsida, Caryophyllales, Amaranthaceae. The transcript is spliced from 6 exons.
AUGAGUUAUGUUUUCAAGAAAUAUAAGGAUGACAAAGGAGGCUUUAAAUGCUCCAUACUCAAUGAAGGUGUUGAAGGUAUCCUAAGUUUGUACGAGGCGUCGCAUGUUCGAACCCACGGAGAUGAUAUUUUAGAUGAAGUUUGUGUGUUUACAACAAAUUAUCUAAAUUCAGUCAUUAAUAAUAUGAAUUCAGCAUUGGGUGAAGAAGUAAGACAUGCUCUUCAUCAGCCUCUUCACAAAGGUUUUAUGAGACUUGAAUCAAAGCAUUACAUCUCAUUCUAUCAACAACAUGCUUCUCACAAUACAACCCUCUUGAAAUUCGCUAAAUUAGAUUUCAAUUUACUUCACUCAUUUCAUCAAAAGGAAUUGCGAGAUAUUUCUGGUUGUGGAACAUGUAAAAUAAGGUGGUGGGAAGAAUUGCAUUCGAAGGUGCCAUUCGCGAGAGACAGAUUGGUAGAAGCAUACUUUUGGAUUUUGGGGAUAUAUUAUGAACAUGAAUAUCUUCGUGCGAGGCAGCUUCUUGUCAAAUUAUUUAUGAUUGUUGAAAUAUUUGAUGACAUCUUUGAUGCAUACGGCUCCUUUGAAAUCCUCCAACUUUUUGCUGAAGCGGUUAAUAGGUGGAAUUAUAAGUACAUAGCUAAACUACCACAAUAUUUCAACACUUGUUGUCAAGUACUUUUUGAGACCCUGGAUACAUAUGAGCAAGAACUAGCACAAGAGGGAAGAGCAUAUGGUGUACAUCACUAUAGACAACAGUUUAACCGUGGUUGCCAAGCAUGGCUUCGAGAAGCAAAAUGGAAGAAAGAAAAAUACACUCCAACAUUUGAGGAAUACAUGAAAACAUCAAUUAUAUCGAUUGGGCAAUUACAAGGAAUAGUUGGGUCGUAUCUUGGCAUGGGAAGCAUUGCAAAUAAAGAAAGUUUUGAUUGGGUGUGUCAACAUCCUAUGCCUAAAUUUGUUGAAGCAUGUUUGGUAAUCAUUAGGCUCUUGAAUGAUGUAGGAAGCACCCAGUUUGAGCAAACAAGUAGAGAGCAUGUGGUAUCUUCGGUGCAAUGCUAUAUGAAGGAAAAAGGAGUAUCAAAUGAAAAUGAAGUUUAUGAAAUUUUAGAGAAAAAAGUGGAGGAUGCAUGGAAACAUCUAAAUCAUGGAAUUUUCCGACCAUUUGUCAUCCCAAAGCCUUUAUUGGAUCGUAUUUUAAAUCUUGCUUGUGCACCUGAAAUCUUCUAUAAGGGAAGAACCGAUGGUUACACUAUGUUAACCAGGUCAUUAGAGAUAAAAUUACGACUUUUAUUUUUGAUCCGAUCAAUUAAUAAUAUAUGUUUCUUUCAUCAGUGGCGGACCCAAGAUUUUAGAAAUGAGGAAGCACAAAAAAGGCAAAAUAAAUAA